This is a messenger RNA of Elaeis guineensis (African oil palm), 1620 nucleotides long. Its product is annotated as SNF1-related protein kinase regulatory subunit gamma-1. NCBI's taxonomy places the organism in Eukaryota, Viridiplantae, Streptophyta, Magnoliopsida, Arecales, Arecaceae. The record is from RefSeq and is a predicted model, not a curated record.
UGACCGUUAUUCGUUACGAGAGAGAGAGAGAAUGGAUAGCCCGCCGGGGAGUGCACGGUCGAGCCCGGAGGCGGAGGUGGGGUUGCGGGUGGAAGACUUGUGGGACAUCCAGGAGCCGCAGCUCAGCCCCUCCGAGAAGCUCAACUCCUGCUUCGAGAGUAUGCCCGUCUCCUCUUUCCCCCUCGCCCCCUCGUCCCAAGUUGUUGAGAUACCUUCAGAUUCUAGUCUAGCUGAUGCUGUCGAAACUUUAUCGAAAAACAAAAUCCUGAGUGCACCAGUGCGCAAUAUGGAGGCACCAGAAAAUGCUAGUUGGAUUGACAGAUACCUUGGCAUUGUAGAAUUUGCUGGAAUUGCUGUAUGGCUUCUGCAUCAGUCAGAAGUUGCAGCACAGGGGAUGAUUGCUGGUUCUGAUGCAACAACAGAAGCUGCAGAUGGACUAGCAGCUAAACUUGGCACUGUUACAUUGGAGACAGCAACAUUUGUUGAAGCUCAUGGUGGAGUCAUGGCUAAAUCAGCCCCUGAAGCUGCAGUUUCAAUGGGUGGAAGCUUUUUUGAAACUCUCACUUCUUCAGACUUCUACAAGAACACAAAGGUUCGAGACAUCUCAGGAUCAUUCCGCUGGGCACCAUUUCUUGCCUUGCAGAACUCUGAUUCAUUCCUUACCAUGCUGUUGCUGCUAUCCAAGUACAGAAUGAAGAGCCUUCCUGUGGUUGACCUGGGCGAAGCAAAGAUCGACAACAUCAUCACACAGUCUGCAGUCGUUCACAUGCUGGCAGAAUGUGUCGGGCUUCACUGGUUCGAAGACUGGGGCACGAAGAAGCUCCUUGAACUGGGGCUUCCCUUGAUGAGGCCUAAUAAAGUUGUCAAGGUGAGUGAAGAGGAACCAGUUCUAAAAGCCUUCCAACUAAUGAGAAAGAGAAGAAUUGGUGGAUUGCCAGUGGUUGAUGGAAGUGGAAAUAAGGCAAUAGCAAAUUUAACUAUCAGAGAUGUUCAAUAUCUUUUAACUUCUCCUGAAAUAUAUAAGGCUUACAGAUCUAUCACAGCCAAAGACUUUGUCACCAGUGUUAAGAAAUAUUUUGAGGAGCAUCAAGAUGCCUCACCCAUGCUGAUGAAUGUGAUCACUUGUAAUAGAGAUGACACAAUAAAAGACAUCAUUUUAAAGCUGGAUGCUGAAAAGAGACAGAGAAUCUAUGUUGUUGACAAGGAGGACAAUCUGGAGGGAGUGAUCACACUCAGAGAUAUAAUCUCCAGGCUGGUGCAUGAGCCACAUGGUUACUUCGGAGAUUUCUUUGAUGGUGUUGUUCCCCUGCCACAGAAUAGCAGGGUCUGAUAGCUAACCAAAAUUUUAAGUACAAUUUACUUUUGCCUUGUGUCGCCGGUGAUGUAAACUUCUUCCUUGUUCUAUUUUGGUUUCUUUUAUCUUGUUUUUUCCCACAUUUAUGGUGCUUUCCCUGUUUUUUGUUCGUCUUCAAAAUUACCCAGUUUUGUAUUCUUAAAUCCCUUCUUUUUGGGUAAGGUUUGAGCAUUUCUUAGCUCCAGGCAGUGAAGUUGAUGCCCAUGCUUUCUCUGUGUAAACAAUUUUAUCUCUAUUAAUGCUAUUGAAUUGUACUAACCAAUGCA